GGCGUUGGCCUAACGUCACUUCCAGCUUUCGCCGCCAAAUAGAAACAACCAGAGGUAAGAAACCAUGGUGUCGGAGGAAGAGACUAAAAGUAUCCGCAGGUUUGUGUGUGGUGAACUCCGCGAUGGGCCAGACCUGAGCUCACUGACUGUAGGAAUUUUGAAAAAACGAUAUUUGGCGUGGGUGGGACGUGAAUCAUUAAGUCCAGAGGCCAAAACUUAUAUGAAACAGGUGGUUGCAGAGGAACUGAUGAAAAUGCAGCACAAUGACAGUGACGGAGGUGAGCUGGAGACCAAGAGGCCCCAAAACAAAAGGAAGAGAGAAAAGGAAGAUGAUGAGGUGUUGAAUGACAGAGAAGAUGAAGAUGAAUCCAGGGCAAAGAAAUGCCGAAAUCAGUCAGGCUCAUCAUCAGAGUCUGAGGAUGAAGAGGGCCGCAAAACAGGAAGUGAGGAGAGUGAAGAGGAAGACCAAAUGAAAUCAGGAUCUGAGGAUGAAGAAGAAGAAGAGGUGGAAAAAUCACAGCAAAAAACAAAUGGAAACCGUAAACAGCAGAUCAUCAGUGAAGAAUCUUCAGAUGAAGAAAUGAAUGAGUCAGUAAAAAAAGGGAAUGAGAGUAACUGCGGAGACAGUCCAAAAGAAAUGACAAGAAAGGAAGGACAUACUACAAAAAAUGGAGAGACGAGAAGCAGCAGUGCAAGUCCAGGAAAGAAAACACCACAGAGUGGUAAAGAGAAUGAAACUGACAACACAGGUAGUGAGUCAGAAAGGAGUGACAAAGUCAACGGUAAUGAGUCCUCAGAUGACAGUGAGAAAGAAGAAAAAGCCUUGGUGGAAAAGAAAAAUAACAACCCAGACUCAGAUUCAUCGUCACUCCCCUCUUUGGACAAUGACCAGGAGAGUGAGACAGAAAAUAAACAAGAUAAUAAAAAGAAGAAAACAGUGGAAAAAGGAAAGAGCAGCAAAAGUCAAAAGCAGGUUGACAACAAAACAGUUGUGAGGCUCAAACGCUUCAUUGCUCUCUGUGGAGUGAAGAAGAAUUACAAGAAGCUCCUCGGUGACUGUCGCUCUAUUCGCUCCAUGGUGGCUGUUCUCAGGAAGGAGCUUGAAGAUCUUGGUGUCGAGGGGAACCCAACUAUUAAGAAAUGCAAAAAAAUCAGAAUGCAGAGAGAGGAGGCUCAGGAACUAGCUGAUCUUGAUGUCAGCAACAUCCUCGCCACAAAAGGUCGUCCUACACGCGGAGCCGCAUUAAGGCAGGAACAACACGACCCUCCGUCUCCUACAUAUCAGCGCACUCUGAACUCCGGCUCUGAUAGUGAUCAGGAAAAUACACACAAAAAGCGCAGAAGACCCUCGGACUGGGCCAACCUGCAGGGGAUCAUCAGUGAUGAUGCAGACAGUGACUGACAGGGAUACCUCCCCUUCAAGUCUUCAGAGGCCACUCGAAUAUGGACAUUACUUUUUCUCUGUAUAAGCUGGGUUUUGGCCAUUACAUUUUGAUACUAAGGCUUUUGAUACUACAAAUUCAUGUACUUUUUGCAAAAAAAAAACAAACAAACAAAAAAAAAUUUAAGGUAAAAAAUUGAUAAAUGGAGCAUGUGGAUGGUGGUUGAAUGAAUGACCAGUUUUCAGUCAUUUCAAAAAAAACAAAUAGAGAAAAUGAUGAUAAUUUAUUAUUCCAUGGAAGUCUGUUCUAAUUCAAAUAAAAGUAUUGUAUUCA
Messenger RNA from Lates calcarifer (barramundi perch), 1715 nucleotides. It is a transcript of the gene hirip3, whose product is annotated as HIRA interacting protein 3. The record is from RefSeq and is a predicted model, not a curated record. The transcript is spliced from 8 exons. Gene Ontology annotation, cellular component: nucleus. NCBI's taxonomy places the organism in Eukaryota, Metazoa, Chordata, Actinopteri, Centropomidae. The coding region runs from base 65 to 1402 and encodes 445 amino acids.